Lates calcarifer (barramundi perch) is the source of this 4662-nucleotide messenger RNA. It is a transcript of the gene rab3gap1, whose product is annotated as RAB3 GTPase activating protein subunit 1. Lineage: Eukaryota; Metazoa; Chordata; Actinopteri; Centropomidae. The record is from RefSeq and is a predicted model, not a curated record. Gene Ontology annotation, molecular function: GTPase activator activity. Gene Ontology annotation, biological process: positive regulation of GTPase activity.
CUUGUUUUCGUUUUCCUCCGGUCCAAAACCAAAUCCAAGUUCCGAACUGAGGACUGUGCUCAGUAUGUUUUAGUUAUCUGGUUCCACUGAAUCCAACAACCACAGCCUCGUUAUGCGGUCAUACGAGAGUGGUUGUCAACUCGGGGGCGGCGACGCGCAGUGUCCGGAGUGCCGACCGGAAACAGAAAAAAGAGUGAAGCUGUAGGACGUGGAAGUAGAAGAAGAACGACGUAAACAGGACAUAAACAUGGCUGCCGACAGUGAUCCCGAGUCAGAGGUGUUUGAGAUCACCGACUUCACAACCGCGUCAGAGUGGGAACGGUUUGUGUCCAGGGUGGAGGAAGUGCUAAAUGACUGGAAGCUGAUUGGGAAGUCUCCAGGAAAGUUGUCCCUAGAGAAGGGUGAAUACACCACUGGCACCUGGGGGGAGAAGUCUCAGGAUAUAAAUUUUGCUGACUUUAAGUUCUUCAUAACUCACUACUUUCUGAAACAAGAAUGUGAGAAGGACGAUGAGAAGGACAAGCUCGAGGAAGAUGCCUUCCCCUUGGCAAUGCAGGACCUUCUCUGUAUGAACAAUGAUUUCCCUCCUCGAGCCCAUUGCCUGGUUAGAUGGUACGGUAUACGAGAGUUUGUGGUCAUCUCCCCUGGAGCCAACUGCGAGGCAAUCAUCAGUGAGUCCAAAUGCAAUCUGCUCCUCAGCUCCGUCUCCAUUGCUCUGGCCAACAGUGGCUGUCAGGUGCCCAUGUUUGUUCAGAUCCAGCAGAAGUGGAGACGGAUGUACGCUGGAGAGUGCCAGGGACCAGGUUUGCGCACUGACUUUGAGAUAGUCCACCUCCGCAAAGUGCCAAGUCAGUACAACCACCUGUCUGGUCUGCUUGACAUCUUCAAGUCCAAGAUAGGUUGUACCCUGUCCCCUCUGCCUCCAAUCAACAUUGCUAUCCGUUUUACCUACAUUCUCCAAGACUGGCAACAGUAUUCAUGGCCACAGCAGCCUCCAGACUUUGACACGCUCCUUGGGGGUGAGGUCGGGGGGGUAGAGUUUGGAAAGCUUCCUUUUGGAGCCUGUGAGGAGCCAAUCAGUGAACUUCAUCUUGCAACCACUUGGCCUCACCUGACAGAGGGCAUCGUUGUGGAUAAUGAAGUCUACAGUGACCUCGAUCCCCUCCAGGCUCCUCACUGGUCAGUUCGAGUCAGGACAGCUGAAAACCCUCAGUGUUUGCUGGGUGAUUUACUGAUGGAGUUCUUUAAGCUCUGCUCUAAGAAGGAGUCUACAGAGGAGAUUCUGGGAAGAAGACUGGCUGAGGAUGAGAGCAAAGAAAACAGUGACAUCAGCUCUGCUUUAUCCAAGCUGACAGAGCCAGCAGCAACGGUGCCGAUCUCCAAACUAUCCGUCUCUAACAUGAUGCACAGCGCACGAAAGCACAUCCGACGACACAGACGCAUCGACGAGUCACCACUUAACACUGAUGUACUCAACUCUGUUCUUCUGUAUCUCUUCCCAGAUGCUGCUGUGGAGAAGUCAUCAGAGAGCAGCAAGAAUAGAACUGCACAGGCAAACUCUGGUGGGAAAGCUGAGCAAGAUAAAAACUCUGACUAUAACCUUUUCCUCCAGCUAAAGUCAGCACCCAUCGACAGUCUGACCUAUCGUCUGGCACUGUGUGUGUGUUUGGUAAACUACAAUCACGGUGGGCUGCGGGCCGUCGCCCACCUCUGGCAGGAGUUUGUCCUAGAGUUGCGCUACCGCUGGGAAAACAACUACCUCAUUUAUGGACUGGCCAGUGGACCUCCUGAUCUUCGCUGUUGUCUUUUGCAUCAGAAGCUGCAGAUGCUGAACUGCUGCAUUGAGAGGAAGAGGGCCAGAGACGAAGCUCGCAAGGUGCUGGAGGGAAGCAGAGAGACAGAGCACAAGACGUCUGGCUCCGGCCAGAACAGCUGUCCCUCACCAGAGUCUGCAACAGGAACAGCAACUGCGUCGACUUCAGCGAGGGAGGUGUCUCCAGGGAAAUCGUGGGACUCUUGGAGUGACAGUGAGGAUGAGUUUUUUGAGUGCCUGAGUGACCAGGGGGAGGUAGAAGCUCCACAUACUGAGGGAGAAAAGAAUGGCAGUAAAGCAGAGGGCAGGCUGCACCCCUAUAACAACAUGACUCUGCUCAACUCUACGGAGCCUCUCUACGUCCCUGUCACACAGGAACCUGCGCCCAUGACAGAGGAUCUGUUAGAGGAGCAGUCUGAAGUACUGGCCAAACUGGGAACAUCAGCUGAAGGUACCCACCUGCGUGCCCGGAUGCAGAGCGCCUGUCUACUCUCUGACAUGGAGUCCUUUAAGGCAGCCAACCCAGGCUGUGUUCUGGAGGACUUUGUGCGCUGGUAUUCACCCAGAGAUUACAUAGAAGAGGAGGUGGUCGACGAGAAGGGAAACAAAGUGGUGAAAGGCGAGCUUAGUGCCAGGAUGAAGAUCCCAGGCAACAUGUGGGUGGAGGCAUGGGAGACGGCCAGGGUUACACCUGCACGCCGCCAGAGACGACUUUUCGACGACACUAAGGAGGCUGAGAAGGUUCUGCACUAUUUGGCAAUGCAGAAACCUGCAGACCUGACCCGCCAUCUCCUGCCAUGCAUACUCCAUGCUGCUAUUCUGAAGCUGAAGGAGGAAGAAUCGGUAGAAGACAUUCCAUCCAUCAAAAAAACCAUUCAGCAGGCUGCAUCUCAAGCCAGCAAGCUGCUGCACCCCCACAACUACGACUACAAGAAGUUAGAGGAUUUCAUUAACCAGUUGAUGGCCAUGGAAACAGUUAUCACCCAAGCUCGCUCGCUCAAGGCCAAGUUUGCCAUUAGUGAGGGUGACAAGGGAGAGGACACAGGUGACCUAGAGAAGUUCGUGAGCUCCCUGUUGGAAGAACCAGAGGUAGUAGUGAUCGGAGCUGGCCAGGGGCCGGCUGGCAGCAUCAUCCACAGGCUGUUUGUCAACGCUCAGAGGCUGGCUGACUUCACCAGUGAUGAGGCUGCCCUCCUGUCACCACUGGAUGAAGACUUAGGGCAUGACAGGAAGCAGACCGGGGGAAGCAACAAAGUGCCUGACUUCCCUUUUCCAGCAGGCCGGGAGAUUCUGUUGCGUACGUGUGUCCCUCGUCCUGCGCCGUACUCCAAAGCUCUGCCUCAGCGGCUCUUCUGUGUGUUGAUGAGGGAGGAGUUCAGGCUGGCAGGGGCCUUCUCUUCAGACACUUCGUUCUUCUAAGUUUAGACGGCUUUGCACAGUAUUUCAUCUGAAACCAUGUUCCAUUUGCUGAUAUACACCGAUCAGCCAUAACAUUAUGAAAACUGGUGGAUGAAAUGGAUAGCAUUGAUCAUCUUGUUAUAACACAAUGUUCUGCUGAUGAACCUUUGGUCCUCACAUUCAUUUGGAUGUUACUUUGUCAUGUACCACCCACCUAAAUAUUGUCACAAACCAAUCACACAUCCCUCCAAUGGCAACAACACUCCCCAAUGUCAGGGGCCUCCCCCAGCAGGAUGAUGCUCCCACCACACCACAAAAACUGCUCAGAAAUGUCUCCAGGAACACGACAAAGACCCAAGGUGUUGUCCAAAUGAACGUCAGGACCAAAGGUUCCUCAGCAGAACAUUGUGUUAGAAUGAGAUCAUCAUUGUUAUUCACUUCAUCUACCAGUGGUCAUAAUGUUAUGGCUGAUCGGUGUAUAAUUCACACCUUGGAACCAGAAGACCAGUCAAGGUGGCACAUUAACUACAUUCAGUGUCUGUUAACUAAAUCACGUGUAGUCAUGGCCUUAGAAAUCAGCGCUGGGGAGCUACAGAACCAUUUCACAAAAUAGUCCUUCAUUUUCCUGUCACAACUAAUUCUUUGUACAUAUCUCAAAUUAAAAUCUCUUCGCUGUGUCAUGGCAGCCACUUGGUUCUUCUCCUUUAUGUUAGUUUUGCUGUAAUCUCCUUGUUUACUGACAACAUGCCAGGUGGUAACCUAACAUUAAACACACACCCCUUUUUCCACCAACAUGGAAUGGGUUCCAUCCCAUGUACCUAACAAGAAGUUGGUUCCCAGCUGGAAUCAAAAAAAGAGCAGGUGGUCAUAUUCUGCAGGUUGGAUGGCAUGAGAGAAAUCGUAGGAAGAAUAGAGUGUGCAGUUGUCUGUCAAUGUGAUCCACCGUUGUGCAUUUUACAAUGCUCUCCAUUAACGAUGAUUACAGUGGUUUCACUCAAAACUGGAGGAAACACGAGCUGGUUUGUUGAAUCGGACUAAUAUUCCAAGAAUCCUGAACAGAGUCAGUCCAAGAACUGAAUUUGGUGUAAGAAGGGGGUAACAGUAAGGGUUUACUGGUCCCACUUGAUGAUGAUGUGCUGAUGGUAUUUCAGCUGGUUUAUAGGCUGAAGCUGAAGCUGAUUCCUGAAAUGAGAGCACUUUGCACAGGAGUCAUUUUUUGAUCAUACACAAGUGCAAUCACACAUAAGCGAGUAUAUCCUGCUCUGACGUACAAUUACAUAUUGGAUUUUUACUUAUCAUAGCAGAAGCCAGUGUAAUUACAAGUUUGCAUUCAUUUUAAAGAAAACGUGUUAACAGAUGGUUUGUGUUGACUGAUGUAACAAGUGAUGGGAGUCACCUGUGUAUGUAGGUAAUGUUAAAUGUUUAAUCUAAAAUAAACACUGUUCUCCCGA